This is a messenger RNA of Pleuronectes platessa (European plaice), 4079 nucleotides long. Its product is annotated as monocarboxylate transporter 9. Gene Ontology annotation, molecular function: monocarboxylic acid transmembrane transporter activity. The transcript has 6 exons. NCBI's taxonomy places the organism in Eukaryota, Metazoa, Chordata, Actinopteri, Pleuronectiformes, Pleuronectidae. The coding region runs from base 381 to 1880 and encodes 499 amino acids. Gene Ontology annotation, biological process: monocarboxylic acid transport; transmembrane transport. The record is from RefSeq and is a predicted model, not a curated record.
AGCUGCGCUCUUCCUCCCUUCUGCUGCUGCUGCUGCUGGACCAGCAAGAACAGCUUUGAACCGGUUUCCUUCCAUCUAGCAAAGCGGACUGAUGCACACAAUGCGCAUUGUUGCUACUCGGUCCUUUCCUCGCACACGCACCGCGGCUCAGACGGAGGCUCAGGUGGAGCAGCGUCCGCGGACGAUGCGCCCUCGUUUGCGUGAUUAGCGGGGAUCCUGUGAGAAGGGAUUUUCUAUUCGGUGAACGCUCCUGCAUGGAAAGCUCCUGUAGAGCGCGCAGCUGUGCAGGCGCCUGCUGCUGCUGUUUGUGUAGAUGCUGAGGAACCCCUGGUCCGUCCGAGCCGCUGCAGAUCCCAGAGGGCAGCAGUGAAUUCAGCACCAUGGCUCCAUCCGCUAAAGUGCUGGACGGAGGCUGGGGAUGGGCCAUCGUCGUGGCCUCCUUCAUGGCCCAGUUCCUGGCCUAUGGAUCGCCCCAGUCAAUGGGCGUGCUCUACCCCGAGUGGCUGCACGCCUACCAGGAGGGCAAGGGCAUGACGGCCUGGGUGGGCUCCCUCGUGGGUGGAGUGGGACUGAUAGCCAGUCCCAUAUGCAGUGCAUGUGUGGACAGCUUCGGGGCUCGUCCCGUGACCAUCUUCAGUGGCGUGAUGGUGGCAGGUGGCCUGAUGCUCAGUGCCUUUGCUCCCAACGUGCAGUUCCUCAUCUUCUCCUAUGGGAUUGUUGUUGGCCUGGGUUGCGGUCUGGUCUACGCUGCCACGUUGACAAUCACAUGUCAGUAUUUUGACAAAAGACGCGGCCUCGCUCUCGGGAUUGUCACCACAGGCACAAGUGUUGGAGCGUUCAUCUAUGCCUCCGCUCAGAAUGAGCUGAUUGCACUGUACGGCCUGGACGGCUGCCUGCUCAUCAUCGGGGCUUUAGCACUCAACCUCAUGGCGUGCGCCGGCUUCAUGAGGCCUCUGUACAUGCCGGGGUACUACCUCAAACAGAAAGCCGCCCUGGAGCGCAGCACGGAGGAGCAGCUCUUCGAGAAGCCCGUGGUGAACGACCUGCAGAUCACCGCAGGCUCCACCGUGACCAGUCCAGAGAAAAGUCUGACAGUGAAGGAGAUGCUCAUCACCAUCGAUGGCAAGGAUGUGGGAGUCCAGACGGAGAAGACAGGCAGCUUCUUGUCUGGGUGGGCCAUCAUGAAAGUCAUCAAGAACAAUCAGCAGGCGUACUCCAGGUACAUUCACUCCAUGUAUGAGAUCCUGCAGAACCAAGCCAUGGUGGCAUUCUGCUUCGCGGUGUUCUUGUUCAGCCUGGGGGCGUUCCCUCCCGUGCUCUUCAUAGAGGAUGUUGCGCAGAGUCAGGGACUCAUCGAAGAAGUUAGCGUCAUCCCUCUGGUAUCCAUAGGAGCCAUCGCCUCGUGCGUGGGUAAACUAGCGCUCGGUGGGCUGGUGGACAUCCGGUGGAUCAACAGCAUUUAUCUGUAUGCCUUCACGAUGUUCGCAGGCGGUGUGACGCUACUCCUUCUACCUCUCACUAAGACUUACCUGGGACUGCAGAUCCUGUCUGCUGUGUUGGGUUUCUUCUCUGGGAACUGGUCUCUCACCUCUUACAUCACCACACAGAUUGUCGGCUUGGACAGACUAACCCAAGCACACGGCAUCCUCAUGUUCUUCGGGGGACUCGGGAUCAUGCUUGGACCCCCGGUUGUAGGGUGGUUCUUUGACUGGACACAGUCAUAUGAUUUGGCGUUCUACUUUAGUGGGAGCUGUGUGGUGCUGGGAGGAUGCAUUCUCACUCUGCUCACCCUUCCCUGCUGGAACAGGAAGCGCGCUGAGAUCGACAGACCUGACGUCCACUACACCAGCAACUGUGACAAAGUUGCCUCGGUAGCCUGAACGUGACCUUCUCUCAUAAGGACUCACGUCUUACCCCUACUGCCAAACAAUCGUCCACUGUACCUAAACCACCUGUAGCAGAAUUUCCUUUGAGUGUAUAGGGGUUCCUCUCUUGUAAACUAAUUAACCAAAUGAAGUUGCAGAGGUUUUGAAAUUCAGGCCUUUCUUCUGCCCUUUGCCUGCAUUUCUCAUUUUCACCCUGUGUGUCUUUGUGUUGCGCAAUGUGGCAAAGUGUGGUGGAGUACUGCACCCACUGUACCACAGCGGCAGUUUCUCAUACUUUGGCAACUGUGCAAGAUAGAGACACAAAGAUUGACAGGUGUGUAGUUGAGAUCAAAACAAAGGCUUAGUUUGAAGUUAGGUCUGGUCUGACUGUAGACUGUGUGUAAGAUGGACGGCCUGUCCCAUUAUUCAGAAAUUAAGCCAAAAUGUCCUAGAACCCCUCAAACCCUAUCACGAUGGACAUUUGGGGCCAGAGUCUGCACAGAGGUGAUCAGGGUAUGGAGCUGUCGUGAGGUCCACGACUCAUUGAACCAAUUGCGAGACGGUCUUAGCUGUCUCCCUGUUUUUAUAGCAUCAAAUAUUUAAUUAAUAUCAAACUUACAAGAAGGAGUAACACUUGAGAAAACAUCAGUGUGAUAAGAACUACCCAAAACAACAGAAACUGUAUUUCACAUGCACUUUUACUUUUUGUUUGGUACAUGUCCCAUCCACUAACACGGAGGAGCUGGUGUUUAUGACCUAUACUGCAGCCAGACACUUUGGCUUCCCUUGUGAGGAUCUGUCCUGUUGUCCUUCCUUAUGUACUGUGUAUGUGUCUGAGCCAUGAGUACUGAUAAGUAAUGAUGUAAUAAUAAUAGUAACUUCUCAGUACUCAUGGGUUGGAACUGGUGAGGUCCCAUUGCCAGAUGGUGUCUGGCUUUAAAGAUUUGACUCCGGUGUCUGUGGUGAUAAUCCUUUUUUUUUUUAUGUCGCCUCAUUUUACGAGGCAAACUGAACAAUAUGCUUCAACUCCCAAAUUCUACACUGUGUUUAUACAAACAGUGGCUGUCACUUAACUGCAGAGCUAAAACAAAAUUGUGGUUCAUGGGACACUGGGUAGAGAGACAUCUGUAAAAUCAGCAGUAAACUUAAUGCUGCGGUUCAUUUGUCACAGUAAGAAUCCCUCUGCUAAUGCACAAAAAUCUCACCCAGGAAUCUGACUUGAGCAGACAACACAGGGAUCUGAACGAAGGAGGGAGUCUUUUUAUGAUAAUCGUAAAAAUUAUAGCAACACACCCUUUUGUUUUGUAUUUUGCUUUAAAUAUAUACAAAUAUAUCUUUAAAACACCACUAUGUAUCUUACCAAAGCAUCAAUUAUUGUCAAUGCCUGUCAACACAUAAUGCCUGUUGAAACAAUACAAGAGCCUCGCUUUAAAGAUAAUUUUUGUUUUCAAGUGCAUUGACUGAAUUUCUACCUUUUUUGUAAUUGUUUGAGUUCCACAUACCUCGUGUGUAUGGAUCAUACGGAGCCUUUUAAAGAUGCUGAUUCAAUAACAUGUAAAAAUUACUGAAGGGGUCGUACUGUAUUUCAACGUCAUGAGCAUGUUGAUUCUCUGUGGCAUGUUUAUCAUGAUCUCUGCUAGCAUUCGUUUUGACCUGGCUGGUCCUUUUCAUCAUGUUGUGUACAUGUAUACGUAUAUAUGUAUAUGUUAAUGUGUGUGAUGUGUGUGUACUUGUUUGCACAUGCACACCCUCCUACAUGCACAGGCGUGAGGGUGCAUUGUUUGAUAAACUUUUGUACUAGCACUAAUUUGUAAAGUCCCACAUGCUAGUGACUUUUGUAUGCACAAAACUGGCCAUAGAGCUGAACUUUUUUUUAUUUUCAAGUUGAAAGAGGAUUAGUGUGACAAUUGUAAUGAAUAUGUUGCAACACACUUUGAGAAUCACUCAAAUGCUGUUAAAUACACAACUGCAAAUGUCUUUUUGAUAGAUUCAGACUUAAAUGUUUUCUUUGUGUUUGUAGAUGAUAUUUACAAUGUGCUGAUGACGUACAAUUAGUACUGAUCUAAAAGUGACAGUAUGGUUUGUUGUCACCUUUUAGCUACUCUUAUUUUUUAUGCCAGUAUUACAAUAUUUAUGUAUGUAUUUCUGAUUUCUGAUUUCGUUUAUAAAGUGCCAAUACAAUAUAUUUGGAUUAAAGAAGUUGAGAUGUUGGUA